This is a messenger RNA of Closterium sp. NIES-67, 1087 nucleotides long. NCBI's taxonomy places the organism in Eukaryota, Viridiplantae, Streptophyta, Zygnematophyceae, Desmidiales, Closteriaceae. The record is from the annotation of a GenBank genome assembly.
AGAAUUUCGGAUUUAUAUUUUGAGUAAUUCUAGCUCCUAAGUUCACCUAGACUCUGUCCUUAAUCCUAACAAGUGGUAUCAGAGCCAUAUUAAGGACAUUGAGAGGAGUCUACAGAAGUGUGAAGACCCUUCUAGACCCACCAUGGCCUGUGGGUGUGCCUAAGUGGUGUUCUAAAGGUUGGAUGUGUCUUCCGCUAAGGGGAAACUCUGCCGAAAUUUCGUGGACGCCGACACUUGUGAAAAUAUCGAGGGAGCUGAGUGUGGACAGCAAAGGGGAGCUGAAAUUCGUCAUUUCUCAAGGAGAAGAUGAAUGAGAGAGGAGGAGAUGCUAAUGGAAGAGGAGCUGUAGCUGAGAAGACAAGUGAGCCGCCGCCAUCAAAAGUUGAAGCUUUGGAUGGCUCCAACUAUGAGGAAUGGAGCGGACGGAUGAGGAGUGCCUUCAAACGCUACAAGCUCCUGAAGAUUGCUGUUGGGGAAGAGAAGAUGCCGGAAGAAGGCGAAGCACGUGAACGGUGGAUUGAGAAAAGCGCGGUGCUUUUCGACCUCAUUCUUCAAUCGGCCAACAAGGAGAUGUUCGAGCACAUCAAGGAUCUUGUGGAAGCGGAUGAUUCGGGUCCAAGGGCGUGGAAACUACUACGUGAUGUGGUUCAGCCCAACACUCUCCUGAUGGUGAUCGUGCUCGAGAAGGAACUUGCUGCCAUCUCCAUGCAACCAGGGGACGAUGUGAAGCCGGUCCUUGACAAGAUCAAGGACACCUAUGCAAGGAUGGCAGCAGCGGGCAGCAGUGUAUCUCAGCUGCAGCAGUGCACCAAGAUCAUCUCGGUGUUGGACAACUCUUGGGACAACCUCAUCCCCACCCUCAACUCUCAACAAGAUCAAUGGACACCUGAGUGGCUAAGGCAGCAGAUUCUGCAGGAGGACUUCCGCAGACGCCAUGUGGGAGGCGGUGCUGCCACUAAGACUGCUGAGGGGUAUGGUGCUGCAGGGCGCGGCAGAGGAAGAGGGGGUUGGAGAGGCCGAGGCCGUGGGAGGAGCUUUGGCAGAGGUAGAGGCCGAGAAGAGUAAGGCCGAAGUGACCUUUGGACCA